AUGGCAACCUCGGAAACUCAGCCCAAGAUCAACCAAAACCCGGCUCUACAGUCCUACUAUGCCUCCCUAGAAUCUAGGAUUGGGUACCGGCUCAUUUUAGGCGGCACUCGCCAUUUUGGGUACUACGAGCCUGGCAGCUGGUGGCCUUUCCCCAUCAAUGCAGCGCUUCGUAGGAUGGAAGACCAUCUCUUCAAAAGCUUGGAUUUACCCGCCGGUGCGACUGUUCUUGAUGCGGGUUGCGGUAGCGGCCACGUCGCAAUCCAUAUGGCUAACCGGAAGCUGAACGUUAGGGCCAUCGAUGUGACCGAGCGACACGUAGCCAGAGCUCAGAAAAAUAUCGUUGCAGCUGGGCUCGAAAAGGUGGUCACGGCCCAGCUAGGAGAUUACCAUCACCUGGAAAAAUUCCCAACCGAAUCUCUAGAUGGAGUGUACACCAUAGAGACACUAGUGCAUGCAACCGACCCGAAAGCAGUGGUCGAGGGAUUUGUGCGCAUCUUAAAACCGGGAGGCUCCCUUGCUCUAUAUGAAUAUGCACAUCUGACCCCGACGGACGCGCCUGAGGCAACUAAACUUUUCGCACAAGUCAACAAGUAUGCAGCUAUGCCCGCCAACGCGGAGUUUGAAGCAGAUGCCCUACUGUUGCUGCUGAAGGAAGUCGGUUUUACAAAUAUCACGCUGACCGAUCUCUCGGAAAAUGUGAAACCGAUGCUGCGCCUUUUCUAUAUUCUUGCAUACAUCCCUUACCUCAUCAUCAGGGCAUUCGGCCUCGAGAAACAUUUUGUCAAUGCUGUGGCUGCGAUUGUGGGGUAUCGAUACUACGAUAUCCACCGCUACGUGGCCAUUCGGGCUACAAAGCCGACAAGCGGAGAUGAACAUCCCGUGGAGCCGAAGAAAGUUCAAUAA
This is a messenger RNA of Penicillium digitatum Pd1, 903 nucleotides long. Its product is annotated as class I SAM-dependent methyltransferase. Gene Ontology annotation, molecular function: sterol 24-C-methyltransferase activity. The record is from RefSeq and is a predicted model, not a curated record. Gene Ontology annotation, cellular component: endoplasmic reticulum. NCBI's taxonomy places the organism in Eukaryota, Fungi, Ascomycota, Eurotiomycetes, Eurotiales, Aspergillaceae. Gene Ontology annotation, biological process: ergosterol biosynthetic process.